AAAAAACUACCGACUAAAAUUUCACACACGUCCAGUAUUUCGCGGGCCUGAUCGGUUAAACGGGUUUUUCUCUGUUCCUUCUACAUUGCCAUCUCACUGUCUUCUCUCUCAGUUCCCGGAGGAGUACGGCGGCGAUCAGUCAGGAAACGAAGAUGAAUUCUUCAAUCACUUAUCGUCGUCUCCGCCCUCAACGACGACGGUUUGAUCAUUGAUUCCUUAAGGAGAUUAAUCAUUCAUUGAUAGCUUGGUCGAUAUAUCUGAAUUGAUAAAAGGGGAAACGGGAGGAAAAUGUCUAGCUAUGAGGGUGUUCUAGUUUCUGAUCCAUGGCUUCAGGGUCAAUUUACUCAAGUUGAGCUGCGUGACCUCAAAUCCAAGUUUCUUGCAGCGAGAAACAAAUCACAGACAGUUACUCUGGGAGAUCUGCCUACAAUUAUGACCCAACUGAAGGCCUUUAGUAAUGUGUUCAGCGAGGGGGAAAUUAAAGCCAUAUUGUCUGAGACAUCUUCUGACUUGAAGGAAGAAAUUGAUUUCGAAUCCUUUCUUCGGGCAUUUCUGAAUCUUCAGGCAAGGGCUCCAACUACAUCAGGCAAUUCUAAACUUAAAACCACCACCUCUUUUCUCAAAGCUACCACAACAACACUUAGACAUAUCAUUAGUGAAUCAGAGAAGGCCUCUUAUGUGGCACACAUCAAUGGUUUUCUGGGAAAUGAUAAAUUCUUGAAAGAUUAUCUUCCGUUAGAUCCAUCAACCAAUGCGAUGUUUGAACUUGCUAAGGAUGGUGUUCUUCUGUGUAAGCUCAUUAAUGUUGCUGUUCCCGGAACAAUAGAUGAACGAGCCAUUAAUACGAAGAAGUUUCUUAAUCCGUGGGAAAGAAAUGAAAAUCAUACACUUUGCCUCAAUUCUGCAAAGGCCAUUGGUUGCACAGUGGUCAACAUUGGUACACAGGAUCUAGUUGAAGGAAGACCGCAUCUCAUCCUUGGAUUGAUUUCUCAAAUAAUCAAGAUACAACUCUUAGCUGAUCUCAAUCUGAGGAAAACUCCACAACUUCUGGAGUUGGCAGAGGAUAGUCAGGACGUGGAAGAGCUCCUCAGCUUAUCUCCUGAAAAAGUUUUGCUUAAAUGGAUGAAUUUUCAUCUGAAAAAAGUUGGCUACAAGAAGCAGGUCACAAACUUCUCCUCUGAUUUGAAGGAUGGAGAGGCCUAUGCUCACUUGCUUAAUGCUCUUGCACCAGAACAUGGAACAAGCAGCACACUUGAUGCAAAGGAUCCUACUCAAAGAGCAAAUUUAAUUCUUGAGCAAGCAGACAAAUUGGAUUGUAAAAGAUAUGUUACGGCAAAGGAUAUUGUCGAAGGAUCAACAAAUUUAAAUCUUGCAUUUGUUGCUCAGAUAUUCCAACGCAGAAAUGGAUUGUCCGUAGAAAACUCAAAGUUAUCUUUUGCCACAAUGAUGACCGACGAUGAUCAAACUUCAAGGGAUGAAAGAUGCUUCCGGUUGUGGAUCAACAGUCUUGGAGUUGACACAUAUGUGGACAACUUAUUCGAGGAUGUUCGGAAUGGGUGGGUUCUGUUGGAAGUGCUUGACAAAGUUUCGUAUGGAUCAGUUAACUGGAAGCAAGCCACUAAACCUCCAAUCAAGAUGCCAUUCCGAAAAGUUGAGAACUGCAACCAAGUUAUAAGGAUUGGAAAGGAAUUAAAUUUCUCUCUGGUGAGUGUACAAGGAAAUGAUAUUGUACAAGGAAACAAGAAGCUCAUAUUAGCUUUUCUGUGGCAGUUGAUGAGGUUUAGUAUGCUCCAACUUUUGAAGACCUUGAGAUCUUACUCUCAAGGAAAGGAGAUAACCGAUACUGACAUACUAAGUUGGGCAAACAGAAAAGUGAAGAGUGCAGGCAGGAAAAGGCAAAUGGAUAGUUUCAAAGACAAAAGUCUUUCAGAUGGACUGUUCUUUCUUGAACUUUUAAGCAUUGUGGAGCCAAGAGUUGUAAACUGGAGCCUCGUCACCAAGGGGAUAACAGAUGAGGAUAAGAAGCUAAACGCGACAUAUAUCAUCAGUGUUGCUCGGAAAAUCGGAUGCUCAAUUUUUUUGUUGCCAGAGGACAUAAUGGAGGUGAAUCAGAAAAUGAUUCUGACAU
Messenger RNA from Cuscuta epithymum, 2128 nucleotides. Lineage: Eukaryota; Viridiplantae; Streptophyta; Magnoliopsida; Solanales; Convolvulaceae. The record is from the annotation of a GenBank genome assembly.